CAAUAUCGAACAUUAAAAUCGUAUCAGACGCGCAGAUUUUUUUUCGCAAAAAUUGGCAAUGGCAAUAGUUUAAAAGCACGAUGCUUCUCAUGAAAUUUUGCAUUCCGAGUUUUCGCCACUUCGUCAAAAUGAACAGCACCCUCAAAACUUUCGUCCUCUUCUGCUGCUUUGCAUAUGCUGUAUGCGAAGCUCCACCCAUGGGCGGCGGAAUGGGACAGAUGGCAGGCACAAUGGGACAAAUGGGUUCUGCAGCAGCUGAAAUGGCAGGCAAAAUAGCAGGAAAAGGUGCAAAUUUGGCAGGACAAGUCGGAGCGACAGGGGCUGAAAUGGGAGAGAUGGCGCUUGGCACUGCGGCAGGAAUGGCUGGUUAAUUUUGUUUAGUUUGAAUGGCGAAAAUUUUUAUUUAGAAUAAAGUUCAUUUGGCUAUUAGGCA
This is a messenger RNA of Acanthoscelides obtectus, 433 nucleotides long. NCBI's taxonomy places the organism in Eukaryota, Metazoa, Arthropoda, Insecta, Coleoptera, Chrysomelidae. The record is from the annotation of a GenBank genome assembly.